Molecule: messenger RNA, 1419 nt
Organism: Batrachochytrium dendrobatidis JAM81
Lineage: Eukaryota; Fungi; Chytridiomycota; Chytridiomycetes; Rhizophydiales
Exons: 6
Coding region: 1-1305 (434 amino acids)
Cellular component (GO): cytoplasm
Molecular function (GO): GTPase activator activity
Source: RefSeq, a predicted model, not a curated record
AUGUCAACGCGGACGGAGCGUCAGGAUAACAAGGCUCUUAAUGACAAACAUACCAAGAUCCUCAAGGAGCUGAUGAUGCAGAGUGAUAACAGAAAGUGUAGCGACUGUCGCAAACGAGAUCCUCGCUGGGCUUCGUGGAAUCUGGGCAUCUUCUUUUGUAUUCGCUGCAGUGGAAUUCAUCGAUCUCUUGGUACUCAUAUCUCCAAGGUCAAAUCUGCUGAUUUGGAUACCUGGACACCAGAGCAGAUCGAGAACAUGAAACGUUGGGGAAAUGCCAAAGCCAAUCUGUACUGGGAACAUGAUUGGCCUCGUGAUAUGGAGCCUCCAGAGUCAAACAUUGAUCAGUUUAUUCGUGCCAAGUAUGAACGCAAGCAGUAUUGCAUGAAGGGGCCUAUUCCCGAUCCAGAUACGCUGGGUGUUGGCAAUACUCGCAAAGAUGUUGCUGUUACUAAUGUCGUAAAGCCGAGCGAAACAGGAUCUGCCAGUUUCGAUCUACUCGGUACUGGAUUUCCCUCAACCAAUCAAAAACCUGCUCCGACUACGAGCUCUUCGUCAGCAUCCCAGCAAUUAUUUGAUGCGUUUCAAUCUGCUCCUACUUCAUCGAGUCAACAGCAGCAGCAGCAGGCUCAAACCUCGAUGAAAAGCUCGAUCCUGUCACUUUAUGGAGCACCAUCCCCUGUUCGAGCUGCUAAUAUGGCUACUUCUCCCAUGCCAUAUUCAUUCCCAGCUAAUAGUGGCAUGAGCGCACAGAUGCCUGCUCAGAUGCCUGCUCAACCAGCUUCCCAAAAUUUUGCUAGCUUUGCUUCUAUUCCAUCUCAAUCUAUCCAACCAUUGCAUGCAUCUCAAUUACCAUCUGGAUCAGCAUCUUUGUUUUCAUCGAAUAUUUCAGCGGUUGCUCCACAACCCGCUACAAUGAAAGUAGGCUUGGGAUCUGGAAUGAGUCCAUUGACAAACCAGCCUACAAUGACUCCGACCAAUGCAUUUGGUGAUUUUUCCAACUUCUCUUCCUCGAAUAGUGCUGCAGUUCCGCCAAUGCAAACUUCGCGAUCAUCAUUUUCCGAUUUUGGUGGCUUUCAAUCUGUACCUGCUAUACAACGUAUUGUCGAUCUCCCGUCUAACCCAGUAUCCACACACGCUGCACCACCAACGCAGAAAUCAAGCGGUAUCCCUGACUUUGCCGGAUUCUCUAUCCCAUCAAAUGGUAGCAGUGUACCCAAUGCCAGUUUUUCUGUAUCUAAACCCAUUUUUGGAAACUCACCUCCUCCACGAGAUACAACUCAGGAUGAAUGGUCUGCAUUCCAAUGAGGCAAUUCUAUUGCUCCAUGUUUGUUUUGUUGGGCUUGAGCAUCCAUAUCCAGCAAUAUUGAAUGGCUUGUCGUUCACAAAAUUAGCUAAAAUAAAAUUUUGGUUUGAAAUCUA